Molecule: messenger RNA, 183 nt
Organism: Ichthyophthirius multifiliis
Lineage: Eukaryota; Ciliophora; Oligohymenophorea; Hymenostomatida
Exons: 2
Source: RefSeq, a predicted model, not a curated record
AUGCCUGGACCAGGAAAUUAUAACCCAAAUAUAGAUGCUUGCAGAUCUUCUACAUAAUCAUUAAGAUUUGGGAACGAUAUUAGAAAACCACUUUAUAAUGAAAUUAAAGAUAAUCCUGGGCCUGGAUAAUAUGAAAAUUAAAGUAAAAUUUUCAAAGCUAAAGACCAGGUAGCUACAAUGUGA